Messenger RNA from Lucilia cuprina (Australian sheep blowfly), 7747 nucleotides. RefSeq lists its product as uncharacterized. The transcript has 16 exons. Gene Ontology annotation, cellular component: nucleus; plasma membrane. Gene Ontology annotation, molecular function: guanyl-nucleotide exchange factor activity; protein binding. The record is from RefSeq and is a predicted model, not a curated record. Gene Ontology annotation, biological process: signal transduction. Bases 1 to 7515 code for a protein of 2504 amino acids. NCBI's taxonomy places the organism in Eukaryota, Metazoa, Arthropoda, Insecta, Diptera, Calliphoridae.
AUGAUUACAAAAUCCCAGAAAACGGGAAGUUUCAAAAAACGCAGUGAAUUUCUAGGUUGUAUAUCAUUUCCAUUGUCCACUUUACUGCAGCAACAGGAAAUCAAUGGCUCCUAUAAAUUACAAACCCAACCCUGUCUAAAUAGGCCACAGCAGCAACACUGGCAGCAACAACAUCAACAUCAACAGCAACAACACCAACUUCAACAUCACCAACAGCAACCAACAUUAACCAAAUCAUCAUUAGCAGCAGCAGAGGCUCAACAAACAGCAGGAUUGAUAACAGCAGCCAACACCUCGACUUCCUGUAAACAUUAUUGGCCCAAACAGUCAUUAGCAAAUAAUCAUUCUCCAACCACAACAAUGGCCACCACUAUGACCCAAUUGCGUAAUACAGAUGAUGCUGUUAGUAUUGAUAGCAUGGCCACCGGACAACUGGGUGCUGAGCAACAGCCCAUGAUAUUAAGCAAAAAAGCUUUACAUCAACGUGAUGCAGAUGAAAAUCUUUUCUUAAGAUUCUUAGAAUUAGAUCCACCCAUAGUAGAUCCACCACCAACACAAGGUGGUACACCGGUGGCCGGCCGAAGAUUAUCAAAUCCUAAGCCAAUGGGACGUACACCCUUUACCAUGACCAAAAAGUUAACACGUACAGCUGAACGGGGUUUUGGUUUCUCUAUCGUAUGGACCCAUCCACCAAGAGUGGAAAAAGUUGAGCCUGGACUAUCGGCUGAUCGCUGUGGCAUCUAUCCUGGUGAUUAUGUUAUUUUUGUCGACAAACAUAAUGUGGUCACUAUGCCCGAGGCUGAUGUUCUAAAUCUUAUACGUUCCCAAGGUGCUACACUCACUUUGGAGAUUUUCAGAAGAUCAGGUUCUGGCACAAAUGCUGGUGCUGCUGGCAGCAGUAAUAAUACCAUGACUACAGCAACACAUCGUUCGUUAGCCACCACAUUACCCAUGAAUGGUAAGAGUUCACGAAUGGCUGCUAGUGGUACCAGUAUCAAUAAUCCCGUUGAUGAAAUAAUGAGUGUAACGGUAAUGGCUAGCGGUGGUGGUGUUGGUAUGAAGCAGCAGCAACAACAAACACAUCGUCCCUCGACUGCCUGUUCGGUGAAUACGAAUUCAUCGUUGGAGGCUGCCAAAAGAAGAUUGAAUUUACCUCAGGUUACGUUUAGUAAAGAGAGCAUUGCCCCCAUUACCGACAACCGCAGACGUUUCCUUUUACAACUAAUUAGCAGAGAACAAAAUUUCAUGUCUGCCAUACACUUUGGCAUGCAACGAUUUGUACAACCACUACAAGAUCGUAAAGAUCUCAUAACGCCCAAUGAUCAUCGAACAUUAUUUCAAAAUAUGGAUGAGUUGCUAAGAAUAUCCGAAGAUGUUCUAGAGCAAUUAUGUCACGAUGAUCAAGAGCCACAAAUGAAUUUUGCCUCCAGGGUGUAUUUGUCCAAGACCACAGCGAUAUGUGCAGCCUAUAAAAAGUAUUGUAAUGGUAUUAAAAGAGCGGAUUGUGUAUUGGUCAACAAAUCCCGUCAAACUGGUUCUGAAUUUGUGAACUUUAUAACCGAACCGCCAGUGCCUCGUAAACGUCCCGACUUAACGAUGUUUAUACACCGUCCUCUUCAGCAUUUUCGUGAAAUCUUAAAACUAAUGCAGCUUUUGGCCUCCAACUGUCACGUGGACACGGAAGAGCACAAAAAUUUCAAUAGUGUUAUCAAUGAACUGCAAGCAGCUUAUCGUGAAAUUACCGUUACUAGUGGUCUCAUGGAACCCUUGGGUGAGGGUAGACCUUUGCUUACUUUACAAGAUUUGGAGUCCAGAAUGGUGUUUACCAAAUGUAAACCUUUCACCUUGGCAGUACAAGGAAGACAAUGGAUAUUUGGCGGCGAUUUGUCUAGGGUGGAAGGACGGUCGGUGAAACCCUAUUGGACUUUGCUGUUCAGUGAUAUUAUAGUAUUUGCCAAAGUUAGUAGAGAUCGUGUGCUGUUUAUUACCGAAGAGCCCAUACCCAUAGCGAAUAUUGUGGAUUCGUGCUUUCAUAUGAGAAAAAAGACUACAGAGUUUCGCCUUACUGUAGAUCCCAAUGGUCGAUUAGCUGAAAGUCCCACCGGUUAUUGUGCGCCCGAUUUAACUAAGACUCCUAAAAAAGGGGCACGACGUAAGAGCUUAGUGUUGAGAGCUCCCUCCUUGGAAUUGAAAGCUGUUUGGCAGAAUCUGUUGCAAAGACAAAUAUUCCUAGUCAAUGCCGCCCUAGGCUCAACACCUUUGUCUAGUCCCCUUGAUUCUCCCGAUGUUCUCAAUACUUUGGUGCCGCUAAGUGACAUAGGCAUUGCCUCGGCUUCUAUUGGUUCCAUAAAACUCUCCUCCAUGGACAGUAUCAAUAUGAAGAAUCAACAGCAUCAUCAUCAACAACAACAGAACAAUCGUUUGUCCAGCAAUGUUUCCGAACAAAUCGAAAAACUGAUCGAUGAAAAAUGCCGUAUACUCAACAAAACCGGUACGCCUAAGUCUAGCGCCUUACACUUGGCCAACUGGAUGAAGGGUCAGUUGGAUAAACAGCAAGAACAGGCACGUUUAGCUGUUGCCCAUUCGCUAACGGGAGAACCUUCACCGCCUCCGGGACAUACGGACACUGAUGAUGUUGUCACCUAUCAGGAUCAGGAUCAUGAUGAACGUAUCACCUACUGGACACGCCAGCAAUUGGAGAAACGUACAAAAGAAUUGAAUUUGGCCAAGGAGAAUGGUCACUUUUCGGUAAAGCCAAAUUUUGGUGGUAAACGUUUAAGUGGUGUCGAUGAGAUGAGCAUGAGUGAUGUCAUCUCAUAUUCGGAGGGUGUUAGUCAGAUCAGUCAGUCGCAUAGUACAACAUCGGAUAGUCAGAUCACCGUACGUUCUAGUCCCAUUGUAUUAGAUAAAUUAGCCGUUUGUCGUCAUUGUCAUAAAAAUUGCCAACAACAACAGCAGCAGCAACAACAACAACAAAAUACAAGUCCUACAUCGCCUCAUCAAUCAAAGAUUCAUCAUCAUCAUCAUCAUGGAGAGUCAUUGAGUGGAGAGGAUAAAACAAAAUGUCCUCUCUCUCCCAAUUCACAAAUGCGCUCAGCCUCAGCUCUAAUAUGUCACUCACUUAAGGUACAACAUAGUCAAUCAUCACCGCAACGUUGUUGUAAUGUUAACGGUGGCGGUGGUGGUAGUAGUAAUAGUCAAGCCAGUAGUGUAACUAGCAUAUCAUCUGGUACGGUAACGGGUGAGAAACCCGGCGAUAAUCAAGCGGCUAGUAGUAGUAAAUGUGAUGUAGGUGAUACGGAAAGUGAUCUGGCGCAAUUAAUAACCGAUGAUGUUUAUCAAUCAGAGGCCACGGAUGAUGGGAAUACGGCGGGUAAUACCAGUAGCAGUAUCAGUAGCAGCGGUGUCGAAGAGGCGCGAAGAAGAAUCACCGACAGCAUCCAUAAAUUACGAAUUCUAGAUGAACACAAUGAGGCGGCUAUUCUAAUGAAUGGUCACUGUCCUCAGCAGGAGGAGACAACAAUAACGUCGACGACGACGACUACGACAACAACCCCAAAUACGACAGCCACCAGCACGGCCACCUCUUCAGGGACAGAGAGUGAGGAAAGAGAACAGUUUAAACCAGAACCACCACCUCGUAGGUUUGCCAGCAUACAACCGCAGAAAGCUAAAGAAUUGGAGGAGGAAACUAAGGCCAAUGAAAUGGUUAAGAUGAGUGUUACCAUUACCGAAACGGCCAAAAUAGUUAUAGUGGAAGAUACUAAGUUAGUGCUUACCCCCACCAAGGCUCCCAGAUCACCCAAAUCUCCUAAGUCUCCCAAAUCACCCAAAUCUCCCAAUACACCUUUAACACCCAAAUCGGUAAGAUCGGUAGGCAGCAGCAGCACCAAAUCUCAGCAAUUUGUGCCCUGCACUUGCAAAUGUUUACCCGAAGACUUUGCCAAUACCACUCUAAGUCCCGAGGAGGUAGAACUGAAAACCUGUAAAAUGCUGGAAUCUCCAAAACAAUCUCCCAAAUUGCCAAGAUCAAUGCAAACGGAAGAGGAAAACAAAAACUCAUCUGAAGAUCCUCACAAAUAUUGUAAAUGUACUUGUGAUAAAACGAUACAGGAGAAUUUGAAUACCAAACAAGAUAAAGAAGAUGAUGAUCUUUCGCUAAUGUUAAUUGGCUUGGCCCAAUUGACGCCGGCCGCCAAACUAUUAAACAUGAAGACUCCCACGGCUCCUGUGCCAACACCCACCCAAAAUUUUGCUUCUUAUACAGAGAAUGGUUUUGUGCCUACCAUAGCCAUAGUGCCCGCCACCCCCGAUUCGGUGCUGACAAAAACUACAACAAAUGUAUGGGAUAAUACCACUCAUGUUACCACUAGUACAGCCACGGCCAAUUUAAUUAGUUUAGGUCCAAGGCAGGCGGUUAUAGAAAAUAUACCCGAAGAUUCUUGUGAUGAAUCCCCCAUAGACGAGGAGCCUCCCUAUCGACCCAUGUCUAGUACUCUUAGGCGUUUUGGCACUAUGUCUAGUUUAGAACGUUUACCCUCCGAAGAUCGUUUGGAAGACAAUCUAGAUGAUUAUGAUGAUGAGGAUGAAGACGAUGACGAGGAAGUUGAUGAUGAAGAUGAGGAGUUAAUGGAUAAGGCUAGAGCCGAUAAUAUAGAAUUAGAUAAUGAAAUUCGUGUAGUAACCAAGGCUAUUUAUGAGAAUACCGAAGAGGCCGGCUCUUCGAAUAGUUUGAAUGGUAAUGCCUGGACAAGUCGUGCCUCAACAUUUGUAUCGGGUAAAAUGUCAUUCUUUGAAGAGUCGCGCGCCUUUAUAGACAAAUAUUUAGGAAGAUGGAAUCAAGAGCAAGCUAAUGUGGGUAAUGGUUCAGGCAUAACCUCAGAUCCGGAAGAACAAAUGGACGAAUGUACCUCAGGUGCGACGUCAGGAGAAGAGGUAUGGGGUACACCCACCAGUGGGGGCGAUAAUGAUGAUUUACAUUUGGCCAAUUCGGAAAAUACACAAUCGUCUCCCACCAAAUCCAGCAACUCUUUAAAUGAUGACGAUGAUACCGAGCUUAUGAUGGAUGAAUUAUUAAUGGCUCCACCCAUGUCGGCCAGCACUAUACGCGGUCUAUUACCACGUUUUUACAGGCGACGCCUAGAACCCCUAUUUGAGGAGGAAACGGAAAGUGAUGAGGAAAAGACACAACAGGAAAGUGAAGAAUUGAAAAAGGGGGAAACAACGACAAAUGGCCACUAUUUAGAGGAUUCGGAAGCUGGAAGUUCCAGCGAGGAGGGGGAGGAGGAGGAGGAUCUGGUGAAUACAGCGGAUUACGACGAGGAGGACGAGGAUCUGACCUCAACGGAGGAGAGAUUACAACCGAAUUUACAAACCACCAGCUUGGGUCCUCGGCCGCUAAGUCAACCCUUACUACCACCAGCAGUUCUGAAGGCCUCAUCCUGCGAGUACCUCUUGGAUCAGCCAGCUGUUCCUUUAACAACCACCAGCACGACAGUCAUAAGUUCUUUGGCAACUACUAUCCCCGACAUAGCAACGAGUUUACACACCUCCUCCAAAACCAUGGUAGUAAUCUCAGCCUCAACCACAUUAAUGAUGACAGCAACGGCAGCCACAACGAUGGUGCCGAAGAGCCAACAGAUAAUGACAACGACUUGUUCUUUGACGGACUCAACAAUAGUACAGACAACACCGAGUCCGGUUCCCUUGUUGGCAUCUACAACAAUCAGCAGCGCGAACGUCACUAUCAGGAAAGACAAAGACGUUUGCAGCAAGGAAGAGGAGAAGAAGACAGCCAAAACAUUGCCACGACCAGCGAAAUUUAUACCACCUCCACCGCCGCCACGCCGUCUGUUAUUGACUCAAACAAAUCUAAAGACCAGUGGUCAGCCUCAAAAACCCUUAAGACAGCUCCCGCUUCCACCAAAAUCUGGCGUUUCUGCUGACGAUGGCUCUUCAGUGGGUGUCAAAGACGUCGGCGACGUUUGCGACGCUCCCACGGUAAAUAUCAGCGCACCUCCUUGCACAGCCACGAUGACGAAGACAAUGAUGACGACGAUGAUGUCGACGACGACGAAGACGAUGAGUACGGCCAAGCCCACGAAAAUUCCUCAACCCAUCGAGGAUGUUUACAAUAUCAAAAAGUAUUCAGCAGCAAUCGCUUGCAAAGCCGAAACUGUGUCACCCUCAACGAAACCACGACACUCGUCAACAAUAAUCGAGACCUCGCUGCUGGGCUCGGUGGAAGCCGGCAGCAACCGAAACCCGCUCUACAACUCAUCAACAACAGUUUCGACGAUGAAGGAGAAAACAACAGCAGCAACAACAACGAAGAAAGAUUACAAAGAUCAUCAACAACAGCAACAGCAGCAGGUGGAGAAGAAGGACAAAGAUCUCAAACACAAGAAGAAGCAGGAGGAGCAUACGCAGCAGAAAGAGGACGCUACAGACAAAGAUUCGAAAUCGGCUUGUGUACAGCCCGCAGGAGUUGGCUCGGGUUUAAGUCCUCGCCUGGAGAUGCGUUUGGCGCUCAAUCACGAUAUACUGGGCGACGAAGACUUGAUAAGUUACGAUCCUGGACCCGAUCUAACAACUAUUCUGGGGCACGACCUCUCCACCUUUCAACGACGGACGGGUCGCGAUUUAUUGAAUCGCUCAGCCACGAAUCGUGUUCAGCCCAAAGAGGCUGUCAUAUCGUUCUCUCAACAGCGAAAUUCGAAGAUGGAUACACCCACAGUGAAUCGACGGCCACGACCUCAAAUCAACAACAGCACCAACAACACCCCACUGAACAACAGCAACAAUUACAACACCAGCAGCAAUCCGGCUUCGUCAAUGCCUUUCGUUGGCUCGGCACGUGUAGGCGGCGUUCCACAACACCUGCAGCCAAAUCGAAAUACAUGGAGCAGUUCUGUAUCUGUGGAUCACAGCAGAGACGGGAGCGUCAACGACGUAAGCAGCAGCAAAAAUAUCAAUUACAACAGAGGCGACAGCAAAUUAAGCGAUCUCGAGAUCUUAGCGAGACGCGAGAAGAUAUACUGCAUGUCUCAAUUGAGGAGUGGCUCACAAGUCAAGAUGGGGACGAAGAUGAUGACGACAACGACGGCGUCAACGGCAACGAUGAUGAAGAGCAACAAUUUCUACCACAACAACAAUCCUCUGACGAGGACGACGAGUACUACUUCGAUGGGCGCUGCGACUGAAGAUAUUACACAUACGCCAAAAAUGGCCCAAAGGCAACGUAAAAUAGGGCGUGAUGAAUCCGCCCUUAUGGAGUCGGGAAAGGCUAAUAAAUUAAUAAACUUUAUUAAACGUCGUAAUUCAGAAAAUCCCUUAACCGCCAAUAACUCACAAACCUCGCUUAAUGAUUCAAAUGCUAGUAGCACACCGCAGCACACAAAAAUACCCAUGUCACCAAGAAAAGAUAAUGACAAACCCUCCUUAAAUCGCCGUUUAUGGAAACAAAUAACCAAACGUCGUCGCUCAAAUUCUGUCUCAGAACUUGUGGCCUCUUAAGGUGUUUAAGGAUUUUUAUCACACAAAUUUUGUGCACCUUUUUUGUCGUAUUUAUGUGAUCCAUCAUUAGUCCAAAAUAUUUGCUCUUCUGUUUGUACUUAAAUAUUUUUAAUAAAUUUUUUGAUAGUUAGUACUUAAUUAUUUAAGUAGUCUCGUAGUUUGUGUGUGUGUGGUAGUUUUAACUCCCUGUCCUUAUUUAAAGGAUCUCGAGAGUAUUUGUUAAGUAUAGUUA